Messenger RNA from Phycomyces blakesleeanus NRRL 1555(-), 423 nucleotides. RefSeq names its product Homeodomain-like DNA binding domain-containing transcription factor. The record is from RefSeq and is a predicted model, not a curated record. The coding region runs from base 1 to 423 and encodes 140 amino acids. The transcript has 2 exons. NCBI's taxonomy places the organism in Eukaryota, Fungi, Mucoromycota, Mucoromycetes, Mucorales, Phycomycetaceae.
AUGACUCCACCAACUUCUAGCAUCACAAAACCCAAAAGACAAGAGUUAGAUGCGUUCAUUAGGGGCCGAAUUAUAGGUCAAUGGGAGAAGGACACUACAUAUGGAGAAAUCUCUAAAGCCCUUGACAUUCCGAAGAGCACUGUUGGAAAUGUAGUGAAAGCCUUCAGAGAUAAAGGUGUUUCCAAGCCCUUGACACGUCUAGGAAGGGAACCAAAGGUUACAAAGAGAACACAAUCUGUGAUGGUGCGCUCAUUUCGUAGUGAGCCAUUCGUGUCAAUUGCGGCUCAGCAUCAGAGAUUAGUCGAUGUGGGAAUCUCCAUCUGCAUGACUACAUUCCAGUUCUUUUUUAAGGAAAUGAAUACAACUGAGGUGGACAGACUAAAAAUUCCAAAAAAGAAAAUUCGAGCGACUCUGACUGGCUAG